AGGCCCAAUAAACGGCGUUGAUCCAAGUCACCGUAGCCCGUUCACUUACACGUGGCACGAGAAAGAAAGAAACGGAUGCAUUUUGCUUCUAAACACCAACGAUCGUUAAUCACGAAAUUACCACACUCUCUCCUCAAACCUUCUUCUUCCGCUCUAAAACUAAAACCUUCCCACAACAACACAAAGUUGAAAGUCCCUUUUCUCUGCAACAUUUUCCAUCACCACCACCUGCCACCAGCACUUGCAGGAGGCUUUAGCUAUACGAUGCAAUAAUGCAUGUAGGAGGUUAGAAGAAGACCAAGUCACCUGGAAAAGGCUUUGACAUUCAUUCAGGCAAAAUGAGGGACAGCACAUUGCUUAAUUGUCACCAAAAUAAUGGCGGAGCAGUAGAAGCAGGUGCACCUUCAGUAGAGAAAAAAUUUGCUUCUUCAAUAAAAGCAGCUACUGAAGUUCCUACCUCCUCUUUUGAGUUCUAUGUCUGGUCAGAUGUGGGAAUUAAUCUUCAUGUUGAUUUAAAUUUGUCUCCAUCAGAUUGGAUUAAUAGGUUUAGAAAUGAGGUUUGCAUGAGUGAGAAUGUGCAUGGAAACAAAUCCCAAAGCCUUUGGCAGGAACUCAGCGGCUUAGGAAAGAACCGCACACAAGGUAAAUCUUCCUUUUUGUGGAGUACAAAUUCUGGUCAAAUUGAUGAUCAUGAUGGAGAAGCCAGAUCUUCCUCAAGCUUGAAACUGACAAAAGAUGGUAAAACACAGUUAGAUCAUCAGAAUAAAGAUGGCAUUCCUUUGAUAUGUGAUUCACUGACUCCAUGCAGCACGUCUAUGAAAGUGAAAGAUAAUUUACAGGAAAAUCAGUCAACUGUCUCAGCUGAUUUGAAUGUAAAUGUAGUGGACAAUUUAAUGCAAGCUCAAUCAACUGUCUCAGCUGAAGUCAGUUGUGGUGAACUGAACAACUUUAUUUCUGGUGCCGAAUCUUGUGCUAAAGAUGCGUCUAAGAAAAUCCUUGAUUCAGAUGCUUCCAAUUUGCCAUUCGUCAAGUCACUUUAUGAUUCUGUUGUCUACUCAGUGUCAGAUAAUGGCACACUAGAACUUCAAAAUUCAAAGCCUGAUAAUGAAUGUUCUGAGGAUUAUGCUCUGCUAAAUGGUUCUUGCUUUGCGAACCCUGGCGUGGUGUGUGCUGGAGCUUCAUUAAGUAGUUCUGCGGGACUACAAAAUUCAGAAGUUAUUUGUUGUCAUAAAUAUGCAUCAGUUUCACUCUGUUACAAUGAUGGUUCCCUGGAUUUAAGUGAUCCAAAGAGCACAUCUGAUAUGGAACAGGGUAGACUAAUCAAAACUAAGAUUAAUUUUGAAUCUGACAGCAACAAUUUCACAUCACUAACUGAUGAAUGGGAGGUGGGCAAGAUUGUCGAUGGAAGAGAGAGUUCAGAAUGCUCUCAAUUUGAUGAUCCACUUAAGAAAUCUAGCCUAGAUUACAAUAUUCAUGAUUCUAAAAUGGAGCUUUGCAAGAAGAGAAAAAACAGAGACUCCGAGAUUCAUGGUUCAAAUGAUAAACCUACAAGAGUUUUACGAAGCAUGAAGAAUACCGCUCUGAAGCUGCCUAGAAGAUCCAUGAGGCUAAUAUCCAAGUGAGUUCAUGAAGUGCUUGGUGCGGCAUUUGGGGUAAUUAGUUCCAGAUUUUUGAAUGAAACUAUAAUCGACUGUUCCAAAGUGGAAGUAUGACAUUUAGUAGGUUCCUUCAUUAUUUUGGAAGAGUUAUACCCAGAGUAAUAAUAAGCUAGGUAAUAUUUUUUGGUAGAAUUCAGUUAAACUGUUAUAGAAUCAGUCGUAGUUCUUUCUAUUUUUGUUAUUUAGAAAUGUUAAAGGUGUUGUUUAUUUUAACGUGUAUACUUCGAAACACAAUUUCUGAUUGUAUAUUUACAUGGAUCAUAUCAUUUAUCAUUAAAUUUACUUAGCUUGAUCUCA
Messenger RNA from Cajanus cajan (pigeon pea), 1955 nucleotides. RefSeq lists its product as uncharacterized. The record is from RefSeq and is a predicted model, not a curated record. NCBI's taxonomy places the organism in Eukaryota, Viridiplantae, Streptophyta, Magnoliopsida, Fabales, Fabaceae.